CAAUGGACUCAGAAGAAUCCCUACUCCAACAAGAAAGAGCCAUGACCAAAGAGGUGGAUGUCUCUUAUCCAAGAAUUAGUUGCAUCUCCGAUAGCGAAGGCCUAUUGUGAUUUGCUAUUAGUUUUGAAAGAAGAAAGUUUGUGAAGAAUAAAUAUUUGGGAAGCAGGUUUGUGAUGGUGGAUGGGUUCCAGAAGGGAUAUAUGGGUGUUGGAGAUAGAGUUACUAGGAGGAACAAGAAGGAUAAGAGGUAUUUCAGUUGGGGGUUUAAUAGCAGCCACUUUUCAGGACUCAUGAGGCUGUUAUCAAACAGGCUCAGUAUUUGUCACAUUUAUGAGCUGAGACUUACUUGUGGGAGACUAAAGAGGAUAUUUAUAACUCUAAGAAAUAUUGAGGAAUUAAGGAUUGAAGGUUGUCAAUUCAAAUUCAAAACAGAGAAACUAGAGUUAAACAAGGAAAUUAAGAUCAAAGAAAUUGAUAUAAUGGCGCUUUAUACAUUUGAUAAGACUCAAAUUACGUUUGGAGAUAAAGAUUGUGAUAUAUGCACCACUCUUCUCAAACUAUUCGCUUCCAACCCCUUCAGAACCCAUCUCAACCACCUAACUCUCAACGUCCUAAAAUCCCCCUCCGACCUCCCCUCCUUCACCCAAUUCUGCACCACCAUAAACCUAACCCACACCGAAAUCCAAAUCUACACCCUCAACUGCCAAUCCAGCACUUCCCUUAUUCCUACCUCCCCUUCUCCCUAACCCCUCUUUCAACCACCC
Molecule: messenger RNA, 764 nt
Organism: Moneuplotes crassus
Lineage: Eukaryota; Ciliophora; Spirotrichea; Euplotida; Euplotidae
Source: the annotation of a GenBank genome assembly